UGAAAAUAUUUUUGUAUCCAAGUGACGACAAAAACAAUCGAUAAUCAAGUUUAUGUUUGACAGAUAAAACCGGGAUGUUUUGAUUCCGAUAGUUCCUGAACGCAGCAUCAUCAUCCUUCUUCAUCGUCUGUCGAGCAGCGCCAUUGUGUCUUCUUUCUUUCCCUGGCGAGCUUUACUAAAUUAUAACUGCGCCACCAUGGACAUGGAUCCGGCUCAGGAACAGGACCAGGCGGGUGUGGAGCUGCAGCCUGCGGCGAACAAAGACGUCCCGCCGGGCCAAGCCGAGCCUCAGCGCCAGCAGGCUGCGGAUGCUGAUGCGACGGAGGCCGAUGUGAGCGAGGUGGUUCUGGACCAGGAGGACCAGGAGAAGCAACCCAUGACCGCAGGAGGAGAGGCUGCUGAAGCCGGCGAGGCUGUUGCCCCUGAGGGGGAGAAGAACGGCUUCGUGAAGGUGAAGAUGGAGGAGGAGGAGGAGGAGGAGGAGGAGAAGUUCACCGGUCUCAACAAGGAGGAGCUGCUGCGAGUGGCGGGAACACCUGGGUGGGUGCGCACACGCUGGGCGCUGCUAGUCCUGUUCUGGCUGGGCUGGUUAGGCAUGCUGGGCGGGGCUGUGCUCAUCAUCCUGCAGGCGCCGCGCUGCCGGGACUUGCCCGCCACCUACUGGUGGAACCAGGGACCGCUCUACCAGGUGGGACGGGUGCAGUCCUUCACGGACGCCGGCAACCUCCAAGGUGUGCGCAGCAAGGUGGACGCCCUGUCUCGGCUCGGGGUCAAGAGUCUGGUGAUCGGCCCCGUGCACGUGGCACCGCCGGACGACGCCAUGGGUCUGAGCUUUGAGGAGAUCUCGCCCGACGCCGGCAGCUUGGAGCAGCUAAAGGAGCUGUUGCACGCCACGCACAGGAAGGGCAUAAUGGUGGUUCUGGACCUGACACCAAACUACCAAGGAUCUACUGGCGCCUGGUUCUCCAACGGCACCGUGACCGUGGUCGCCGAGAAGCUGAAGUCUGCACUGGUGUUCUGGUUCAACCAAGGCGUGGACGGCGUGCAGCUGUCUGAGGUGGAGCGUGUGGCCGCCAUGGUUCCAUCCUCGUGGGCUGACAUCCGGGCCAUCGUCCAAAACGGGACCAACGAUCGUCCCACAAAGCGAGUUCUGAUCGGCGUGACUGAACGCCACUCGGCCCAAGACGUGUCCGACCUGCUGUCCUCCACAGGUGUGGACCUGCUGACGUCCAGGGUCCUACUACCCUCGGACCCUGCCGAGUACGCCCAGUCCAUUUGGAGCUUAUACUCCGCCCACGCUCAGAGCCGGCUGGCGUGGAAUGUGGGGGGGCGGAGCCAGGGGCACAUGGCCUCGCUGGUGGGCCCGGCACUGCUCCGACUGUACCAGGUCCUCCUGUUCACGCUGCCCGGCACACCUGUGGUCAACUAUGGAGACGAGAUCGGCCUGACAGACCAAGACUCAACGUUUCCCACAAUGCUUUGGGACUCAGACGAAGAACUUAACGGGACCCUGCAGGAGGAGAGAGAGCGCCGCACGUCUAGUCGCAGUUUCUUCCGCCGCCUGAGCGAGCUGCGUGUGAAAGAGCGCUCCCUGCUGGUGGGAGACUUGGUGCCGCUCUUCAACUCCUCGUCCUCGCUGGCGUACAUGCGCGUCUGGGACCAGAGCGCACGUUACCUAGUCGCCAUCAACUGGGCCGAGCAGGAGGCGGAGCUGGAGUUGAAGCACCAGGCCCUGCCCCCGCAGGCCGACGUGGUCCUCGCCACCAACGCGACGGCCGACGGCCGCGUGCACCCGGCCAGGCUGCGUGUGGGCGCCAGGGAGGCGCUGCUCCUCAAGUUUCCCUACGCCGGCUAGAAGCAUUGUUGUCAUUGUUAGCGUGUUAGCUGUGUCAAAGUAACAGGAAAUAAAUAUGUCCGCUGACUACUUUUCUCAUGCAUUUGGCUCCGCCCACUCGCCAAUGAAACCAAGCAAGUGAAUUCGUUUUAUUGCCGACUCCUCACU
Molecule: messenger RNA, 2002 nt
Organism: Nerophis lumbriciformis (worm pipefish)
Lineage: Eukaryota; Metazoa; Chordata; Actinopteri; Syngnathiformes; Syngnathidae
Gene: slc3a2b
Product: solute carrier family 3 member 2b
Biological process (GO): phenylalanine transport; carbohydrate metabolic process; L-leucine import across plasma membrane
Cellular component (GO): apical plasma membrane; basolateral plasma membrane
Molecular function (GO): L-leucine transmembrane transporter activity; L-alanine transmembrane transporter activity; aromatic amino acid transmembrane transporter activity
Source: RefSeq, a predicted model, not a curated record